Molecule: messenger RNA, 1086 nt
Organism: Closterium sp. NIES-65
Lineage: Eukaryota; Viridiplantae; Streptophyta; Zygnematophyceae; Desmidiales; Closteriaceae
Source: the annotation of a GenBank genome assembly
AUGGCUUCUCAGUCAGGAAGCUCUUCGUGUCUCGCGCGACUGCUUGUCGUCUACCUCCUCCUCGUCUAUUCCUCCCCCGCCGCGUGCUUCUCUGAUGCCUUGCGAGUAGAUGCCAGUACGCUUCUAGGAUGCGCCCGCUCCAACCCCGUACCCUGUGCCAUCUUCGCCGCCGCCCCCCUCACCACCCCCGCCAUCACCACCUCCUCCCUCGCCGCCUCCGCCAUCCCCCCCUCCUCCGACGCCACCUUCACCCCCGCCGUCGCCGCCUUCCCCUCCCCCACCAUCGCCGCCGCCUCCGCCAUCCCCCCCACCGUCUCCGCCUCCUUCUCCGCCUCCGCCCUCUCCACCACCUCCGUCUCCUCCCCCUUCUCCCCCACCGCCAUCCCCCCCCCCACCAUCGCCUCCCCCACCAUCCCCACGUCCUCCAUCCCCCCCACCAAGCCCCCCUUCACCCCCGCCCCCGUCACCUCCUCCGCCCCCCUCUCCGCCCCCCUCUCCUCCGCCCUCUCCUCCACCCCCCUCUCCUCCGCCCCCCUCUCCGCCUCCCUCUCCUCCGCCCUCUCCUCCCCCCCCGUCUCCUCCACCCCCCUCUCCGCCCCCCUCUCCGCCCCCCUCUCCGCCUCCCUCUCCGCCCCCCUCUCCGCCCCCCUCUCCGCCCCCCUCUCCUCCGCCUGCCCCUGCCUUUCUGAACGAUCUGAUCGUGUACUAUGCGGGGAGGAGUUGUGCAAGGGGAUGAAAGUGCGUGUGAAUGGGGAUGAAGUGGCGAACAACACAGCCAGCCCGCAGCUAGAGUGGCACGACAUCAAGGAGGGUGCUGCUGUGGCACGUGCGGAUGCUGAAGUCGUGGUGGAGGGUCAUGGCUACUCGCCCACCACUUACCAUGUGCAUGUGCUGCUGGUUCCCUCCCGUGCCACCUUUUGGUGGUGGGCCUUGAUCAUCCUUGUUGUGCUCAUCUUUCUGGCUGCGGGGCUGCUCUUUGUGCUCAUUACGCCAGAGGCAAGCAGGCCCGCCUGGAUGCAGAGCAGCAUCCACUGGUUACAGCAGCAUGUGCGUGGUGGUGGCUAUGCCCCCCUUCCCUCUGCUUAG